Messenger RNA from Cynoglossus semilaevis (tongue sole), 6434 nucleotides. RefSeq lists its product as uncharacterized. The coding region runs from base 1041 to 2276 and encodes 411 amino acids. Gene Ontology annotation, biological process: negative regulation of MAPK cascade; peptidyl-tyrosine dephosphorylation. NCBI's taxonomy places the organism in Eukaryota, Metazoa, Chordata, Actinopteri, Pleuronectiformes, Cynoglossidae. The transcript is spliced from 4 exons. The record is from RefSeq and is a predicted model, not a curated record. Gene Ontology annotation, molecular function: MAP kinase tyrosine/serine/threonine phosphatase activity; protein tyrosine/threonine phosphatase activity; MAP kinase tyrosine phosphatase activity. Gene Ontology annotation, cellular component: cytoplasm; cytosol.
UACUGCUCUGGAAGAGGCUGUAGCUUCGUGAUGUCUGUUUUAGUAAAGUAAGACUUUAAGUAAUAUCUAUGUUUGAAUGAAAUAAUGACAACUCUUAUUAUUUAUUAUAACUCUAUUAUUUACAAUGAUACUUUUGGCAUUAGUGAUCAAAUGAAUGGCUCACUUAUCAGCGUGACGUUAGUUUAACUCAUUUUAGUUUGCCAAAUUGGUAGUUGCACCGGAAUGAACACAAAAACCGCAAUGUUCCGCCCCUUUGGGAGACGUCUUUGUAUUAACCAAGUAAACCUCAAAAAACGUUUUUUUUUUUACGUAGUCAAGUCUAACAGGUCGUUUUUCAUUUCAUAUACUCACAAAUUCUGCACCGUUGUUAUCAACUCACACGAACAAAAACAUACCGUUUCAAUAAAAUAACUUAUAAACUGAAAUUGAUUUUGGUGUAAGCCAUAAAAAGAAUAGUUUUAUUCCAGACCUCGAAAACUUUACGCAGGGUUAAAUAACCCAAGGAGCUGCUCCGUGGAGAUGACGUAGCUCAGCUGGCGGUGUCGUUUAUCAGUUUGGUCGCAGGAGCGCUGGAGUGUUAUUUAUUACUCAGAAUCAUUAAUUGUUGUCUUCAUACAUUUGUCCUUUUAACACAUAAUUCAUGGUUGUAGUAAAUGACGUGUGCUGGUAUGUAAACGUCCGUGCAGGAGCAGCAAACAGUGGGUUAAUAUGCUCGUCAGCGGUGGCUAGCUUUUGUUGCUAUUUUAACCACCACGGUCGUCAUGUUUGCUCCAUCCUCCGCCGAGCAUGCUGCCCUUAGUCACGGCCUGGCUUCCCUACUCGGUGCACGGACUACGGAUGGUUAGAUGUACCGCAACUCCACAUUAUGACUCGCUCGUGCAGUGAGCCAGCAGGCUGAUGUUAGCGGCUGAUGUUAGCAGCAGAGUCCUCUCACACCGCCCGCAGCUGAAAUCACGUCCUUCACAUGGAUCUCGAGUGUCGCCGAAGAUGACGGGUAGCCUGUACCGGGUUUUUGUGCCUCUCUCUGCAGGAGGCGGAACAUGGAAGCCGAGGAAGAGUGGAACAAAGACCAGAGUGCCCUCAAAUCACUGGAUAAAAAAGUGCUCCGCAGGCAGAAUGGAGGGAUCGGUAUAGUGAAGACUCUCCACAGCCUGUUGAGAACACAGAACACACUGCAGAUUCAGUCCAUCACCCGCUCAGAAUGUGCUGGCUCCUGUCCAAAUCUGAUGAUGAAUAGAAGCGAGCACACAGAUGUUAGGCCCAUCCCCGUGGCCCUCACCCCCCAGCUCCCCCCCAGAGCUCACCGUCCACUCUGUGUGUCGGUCUCCUCCGACAGUAGUGGGCGCUUCAAAGCUCUGGAAACACAGGAGUGGAAGAACAACCUUAAAGCUCAGAUGGAGCAGGCCCACAGUGCAGGAGCUGCCAGCAGCACCGGAUCCCUGGAACGAGCGUCUCUCUUCUGCGCCUCAGCUUCCACGACGGCGUCCAGCUCAGGCCUGUCCAGUCCAGUGGAGAUGCUCAAUAAGAGCAAGUCCUCCAGCCGAUUCUCCCUCUUCUCUCCGCCCUGGAACAGUAGCUCUGAGUCAGAGUCCAACCCUCCGUCACGUUCAGGGUCAAAGAAGCUGCGUAACUACAGCAGGAGAGCUGCUACGGGGCCAGCAGGAGCCAGAGGCCCUGAUACGCCUGAACCCAAACCCAGUGGCCCCGAACACUUCCAGUACUCCGAACCGGUCAUCUCCAAGGUCACAGACUACAUCUACGUCGGCAACCUGAAUGCUGCUUACAACGGGCGCACCCUGUGCCGUAAUAACAUAGACAGCAUCAUCGACAUGAGCAGCAUGCCCGGGGAACCGGGCCCUAGUCUCAACCUCAUACCCUGCACCUGCUCUCGCGGCACCCGCCACAGCUGGUCCCGCCUCAAGGUGGACAUCGGAGACGUGCCCGACGCCUUGGGGGACGGCCCCUCCCUGAAGCAGCGCUGCUUUGAGGACAUCAACGAGUGCAUAGAUGCCUCCACUGAGAAGAGGAAGCGAGUCCUGGUGCACUGUCGGGACGGGUUUUCUCUGGCUCCCACGUGUAUCAUCCAGUACCUGAUGGUGAAGCAGAACAUGAGGUUGAUCGCUGCAUACGAGCUGCUGAGGGCCAAGUACCCAGUGAAUAUCAGGGAAUGUCAUCAAAAUGUGCUGGUGAGCCUGGAGAGGGCGCUGCGCCCUGGAGGCAGCACCAACCCUGAGUGUUUCAAACAGGCCAUAUCACGCAAAGUGGCAUGGACCUGACCUGGUUUCCCAUCAUGCUCUGGUGUCGGGGCAUGUAUGUACAUUCUGACUGUUGGACGCAGUCAUCCACACUCCAGUACAGUGGCUACAGAACAUAUAUAUUUGAUGUAUUUCCUCACUAAACCUGUAAAUGUGACCUCACAGUGAUGCUCUGUUUUUCCUCCUCACAGAACAGUUAGACACAGUGGUCUUCACUGUGGUGUAUACACCCUCAUGGUAAACGGUGUAGUAGUGUUGUCUGUAUACUUGAUAUAGUCCUGCUUCUGUGCCAUGACGUCAUGGUGGUGUUUUAUAUCAGGGGAAAAUCUACAUGGAAGCUCUCAGGAGAUUAUUGAUGUCCUUCCAGUUCAGGGUGGGAAACCGUCCAUUAGACCUGUCUGCAGCAGGGUUCACACCUGGAAUUAAAACACAUGGUGGUGGUUAGCAGGGUGAGAAAGCGUUGUUGGUUUUGAAACAUUUGGCCGGGUGUCUGAUUAAAAACUAUAGCUUUUGUAGAACUAACCAAAACAAGAGAAGUUGUGAAAAUGCUUUGUUGUUGACAGUUUAACUUGCCUGCUCGCAGCAAAAUAUUAACAUAUUUUGUUCUGGUCUCUGCUAAGUCACUGAUAGGGAGUUAAUAAGAACAGUGUUUAUUACAGAUUCUGUAAAACCCCUGAGCUUUUUAUUGAUGGCUAUUUAGCUUGCUAACACAUUAGCAGGUUCUAUGGAACUCAUUAGCCUAGAAUAUUUUGCUUUUAAAAAGCCUGGGUUUUCUUUGUCAGUGAUGACUCUGACGUUACUUCCUAACAGCAAAAUAACUUUUAGUUUCUGCUAUAGGGUCUUCUAAAGCUCUCGGAUGAAAUAAAUGAUCAGAACUGACAGGCAGGGGGGGGCUAAAGUUGGUAAAAACACUACUCCUGAGCCCAGAACAUGCUGCUUGCUAACAGCAAAAAAUGUGUUAGCUUCUCCUAUAAGGUCUGCUAAAGAGAGAUAAAUGUUGAAGAAGAGUGGUUAUUAUUUUUGGUUCUGUAGAACUCCUGAGCCCAGAAUAUGCUGCUUUUGGAAAAACCCGUGAGUUGUUUACAUCUGUGAUGAUCUAUUUAGCGUACUUGCUAACAACAAACAAAAGAAGAGUUGUGCUAUAUUUCUGAUGAAAAAGUCGAGUUAACGUUGGCUGGAAGUAACUUUUUCAGAUAUUCUAAAAUAUGUUGAAAAAUUGGUUUGUGUUUGAAUUUCAACUCUUUUUCUCCAUUAUGAAGGAAAUGUUUGAACUUUGAUGAUGAUUAGUGACACACCCAGACAGAGUUAUCUGUGUGGGAGAUUGUCCAUAUGACCAGAUUCAGAUUUGUUAGUUUUUAAAGUUUGUUCCUGACCCUGCAGAAACAAAGCUGCAACUUUGGAAGAUCAGCAGGAGACUAGUGUAACACUCUCCACCCACUGGAUCCAUCACCACUGACUGGAUAUCAUCACUGAUUAUUUGGCUUCUAUCACUAGGAGGGAACUUUGCAAACACACGUUCAACUUCUAUCCAAGUCUUCUGUUGUUUUUUGACCUUUUUCAAGAUGUGUUCCAUGUUCUCUGAGGUCAUGACUUGAUGGGAGACGAACAUUCUGACCUCUCCUCUGUGAGGAAAACUGUAGCCCCCCUCCAUCCCUCCCUCCUCCCUCCCUGUUCCUGGCCACAGUUUGAUGACGUCUCUGUGGUGGUGCACAGACUGUGGCUUUGUGAAUUUGAACUCCAGUUUUAUGCAGUGAUGGAUGGCUGUCUGUGCUUCUCUGUGGAUUUUCAGUAUUGGUGUGUCAGUGCCACUGAACUGCCAUUCAGGUUUUACACUGCAAAGAGGAUUUUUUUGCACUACUCACGGGGUUGUUCAAUGCAAUCAUUGCCUUUUUUUAUUUGAAUUUUGUUUUAGUCGUUUUUGAUGUCUGUGAGAUUAACAUUUCCCAUGUUUACAUUCUCUUGAAACUCAAAAUGAGAUUUCACAAGUUUUUGUCUGAUGCAACUUCAGUUUGAUGACGUGAUCCUUUUCAAACAACUUUUUGGUGACGCCUACAGCAGAUGGUAGUUUAAGUCAGUGAUUCACAAGCUCUCAGCCGUGUCGUGAAAAUUAUUAUUUAGUGCAGAUAAUUUGUCCUUGAGUGUCAGACAGAACAAUUAAAUACUCUUCCACUAGGUGACAUGGCUAUAAACACUAGAAAAUAAAUAGAAAAAGAGAGCCAGAGGUGUUUAAGAUUUUUACGAGUGUCUUUCUUCAAUUCCUGCAACUAUAUCAGCAUUUUGUUCUACAAAACAGGAAAUUGUUGGUAAUUGAAAAAAGAUCUAUAAGAUAUAAUUAAUUCCAUACACUUUUUGGGACACAUGUUUGGUGUUGCACCAUGGGAUUUUUACAAUGAAAAUAUGUGCUGUGGCUUUAAAUGUUUGCGAAACACUGACUUAAACUGAAAUUAAAUUUAAAAACAUAAAUGGUGAAUUUUGAAGGCAAAUAUAAUGAAAAUGCCAAAUAUUAGAAAUCACACAUUUAACCACGGCCUGCUCCAGAGAGGAUUGUUUUCAUUUUGUCCAUUUCAAAUGUUAUUGGAGUGAAAAACAGAAAAUUUAGAGAAAAUCUAAACUUGCUAUCUGUGAAACAAAGAAACCCACUAUAGAAACUUUAUCCUGCACUCCACUGGUUUGUGCUUAAAAAAAAGUAUCUAUAUCAGAAAUUAUUUAGAAUGUUUUUCAUUAAAAUACUCAAUUUACAGUUUAAAAAUUACUUUCACAUACAAACUUGUUUUUAGUCAUUCUAUAAGUUUACAACAUACACUAUAUGGUGGUGAAAACAAAACAACUCUACACUCAACACAACUCUGACAGAAAGAAAUCAUGCAAAUGCAGAAAAUGAGCUGUUGUUUACAUUUGUUUAUAUCUGUUUGAGUUUUUUUUUCUUUCAGCUCAGCCUCAGUGAGAAUCCAUCACAGUUCAGGCAGCAGUUCAGUUUGAGUGUGGAAAGGACAUUAAAGAGAAAAAAAAAGAAUGGUGCCUUCAUUGGAAGUCGUCUCGUGAGCGUACGGUGAAAUUUGCACACUUUGUAGGACUGUACUUGCUCUAACGGUGUCGUAAAACGUGGACUAUUUUUGCUGUUUUAAUUUCCCCUCAUAAAAAAAUAUGAACUGACUCGUGUAAAGUGGUCCUUGCUAUGAUAUUUGCUAGUCAUCAUUGUAACAGUUUACUGUUGUUCCACUAAUGCAGCUGGUGAGAGUGAUGAAGGUGGCGUGUUGUUCUCGUGGGUGUGAUGUCGCUCCUACAGAGCCCAGUUGUGGAUAAAGUGUCAGAGUAACCAUAUCACACUGAAUAGGUUUUCUAACAUGUUCUCUCAGGUGACUUCUCAGUGGCCCAGAAUGUUCUCGACGAAUAUGAUGUUCUGAAAUGUGAAGCAAUGUAUUUCUCAUGUCAUGUUUAAUAAUUAAGAUAUAAUUUGUACUGUUGAAAUAUUAAAGAAAAUAAUGUACUUGUCGGUCGUCGUGGUGUUGAAUUUUUAACAGUGCUGCAGGUCCAAAAAUUAUUUUUAAAAAUGUUAUUAGCAAAACACAGGCAGGUGUUAAAUAUUUUUUGCGAGUGUCUUUUUUCUUCAAUUCCUGUGAAUAUAUCAGCAUUUUGUUCAACAAAACAUGACUAAUGACUAACUGAUAGCAUAUGAAGUCAGGUGUGGCAGAGAAGUAAAUGAGGGUGGUGCCGGUGUGUGAGGACAGUGAAAGGUGGGAGGUGUGCCUCACCUGAGCCUUCAUGACUGAGCACCGUCAUUUUUGCGAAGUGGAUGGACAUGUUAGACAAUGACAUCAAGCUGGGGGACCAUCCAGAUGGGAGGACGGAGGAAUCAGGACGUCCUGAACAGAAGAAGCGUUAUUAGAGAGUGAAUUCAUGAGUGUCAGUGGUUCAGGUUAAAGUUAAAGUGGAGGUGGAAGAGUUAUCAACAGAGAAUGAUAUGUGGUUCACAAGACACUUGACUGCAGUUAACUUUAAAACAGUCGUGAAAAAGUAAAAAAAGGAAAGUAUUUAUACACGUAAAAGCUUUUAAUUAACAGAUUAUUAACACUGUGGCAUCGAACUUUGAGCCUGGAAAACAUAAAUACAAUAAAUAUUGUUGGCAUCGAUACACUUUGAAACACCCAGUUUGAACAAUAGUACAAGGUAAAUACAAAC